Molecule: messenger RNA, 9024 nt
Organism: Pseudoliparis swirei
Lineage: Eukaryota; Metazoa; Chordata; Actinopteri; Perciformes; Liparidae
Product: sodium channel protein type 8 subunit alpha-like
Exons: 23
Coding region: 57-5336 (1759 amino acids)
Biological process (GO): neuronal action potential; membrane depolarization during action potential; sodium ion transmembrane transport
Cellular component (GO): axon; plasma membrane; voltage-gated sodium channel complex
Molecular function (GO): protein binding; voltage-gated sodium channel activity
Source: RefSeq, a predicted model, not a curated record
UGGUAUCUAUACGUUUGAGUCACUCACAAAGAUUGUUGCCCGAGGCUUCGCUAUAGAUGGGUUCACCUUUCUCAGAGACCCAUGGAACUGGCUGGAUUUCAUGGUCAUCUCAAUGGCGCCUGAAGACCAUUGUGGGUGCUCUGAUCCAGUCUGUGAAGAAGCUGUCGGAUGUGAUGAUCCUGACCGUCUUCUGUCUCAGCGUCUUUGCUCUGAUUGGACUGCAGCUCUUUAUGGGGAACCUGCGGCAGAAGUGUGUAAUCUGGCCAAUCAACAUAACUGAACUGUACCCGGCUAAUGGCAGCAAGAUAUUUGAAUGGAGCGAGUACAUCAUGAAUGACCUUAAUUUCUACAUCAUCCCUGGUCAGAUUGAUGCUCUACUAUGUGGAAACAGUAGUGACUCAGGACGAUGUCCGGAGGGCUUUACUUGUAUGAAAGCUGGGAAGAACCCCAACUACGGUUACACCAGCUUUGACAGCUUCGGAUGGGCUUUCCUCACUCUCUUUCGCCUCAUGACCCAAGACUUCUGGGAAAAUCUAUACAUGCUGACUCUGCGAGCUGCAGGGAAGACUUACAUGAUAUUUUUUGUGCUGGUCAUCUUUGUGGGCUCCUUCUACCUGGUGAAUCUGAUCUUGGCUGUGGUGGCUAUGGCUUAUGAGGAGCAGAACCAGGCCACUAUUGAGGAGGCGGAGCAGAAAGAGGCGGAAUUCAAGGCCAUGCUGGAGCAGCUCAAAAGGCAGCAAGAAGAAACACAGGCUGCUGCCAUGGCAACUUCUGCAGGCACGGUGUCGGAGGUUGCGUUAGAGGAUGAAGGAGGAGGGCACUUGUCCCGCAGUUCCUCCGAGGUCUCCAAACUGAGCUCCAAGAGUGCCAAGGAGCGGCGAAAUCGCAAGAAGAAAUGGCGUCAGAAAGAGCAGGAGAAAGAGAAGGGAGACAGCGAGAAGGUUGUCAAGUCUGAGUCAGACGAUGGAAGCAAGAAAAGCACCAUUCGUUUCCCGGGAAGCCGGCUGGGGAGGAAGACAUCCAUUAUGAACCAGUCACUACUCAGCAUCCCAGGCUCUCCCUUCAUGUCGCGCCACAACAGCCGCAGCAGCAUCUUCAGCUUCAAAGGCCGUUCCAAGGACAUGGGCUCAGAGAACGAGUUUGCAGACGAUGAGCACAGUACGGUAGAGGAGAGCGAAGACCGCCGAGGCUCACUGUUCAUCCCUUACCGCCGCAACAGCUACAGUGGCUACAGCCAAGGCUCAUCACGCAUCCACCCACUGGCACCCCACUCUGGAGGGAAGAGGAACAGCACAGUGGACUGCAAUGGCGUGGUGUCUCUCAUCGGCCCUGGGCCCGGGAGACGGCUUCUGCCUGAGGUGAAAAUAGAUAAGGCAGCCAGUGAUGACAGUACUACCGACGUGGAGAUUAAGAAGAAGCACUCUGGCUCGCUCAUGGUUUCUGUGGAUCAGCUCAACUGCUCGUUCAAAGGAAAGGACCGAGCCAAUAGUCAGAUGAGCGUAGUCACCAACACACUCUUAGAGGAGUUGGAGGAUUCUCAGAGGAGCUGUCCUCCCUUUUGGUACAAGUUUGCCAACACCUUUCUCAUCUGGGAGUGUUUUCCCAUGUGGCUGAAGAUCAAACACAUAGUCUACUUGAUUGUCAUGGAUCCAUUUGUUGACCUGGCCAUCACCAUCUGUAUUGUCCUCAACACCCUCUUCAUGGCCAUGGAGCACUACCCCAUGACUGAACACUUUCAGGAGGUUCUGUCUGUUGGUAACCUGGUUUUCACAGGCAUCUUUGCUGCUGAAAUGCUUGCCAAGCUGGUUGCCAUGGAUCCGUAUUACUACUUCCAGGAAAACUGGAACAUCUUUGAUGGCUUCAUUGUGACUUUGAGCUUAGUGGAGCUAUUGUUGGCUGAUGUGGAAGGUCUGUCAGUGCUCAGGUCAUUCCGAUUGCUAAGAGUCUUCAAACUCGCCAAAUCGUGGCCCACACUCAAUAUGCUGAUCAAGAUCAUUGGAAACUCAGUGGGAGCUCUGGGUAAUCUGACUCUGGUGUUGGCCAUCAUCGUCUUCAUCUUUGCCGUGGUGGGCAUGCAGCUGUUUGGCAAAAACUACAAGGACUGUGUGUGCAAGAUCGCCCAGACCUGUAAACUGCCCCGCUGGCACAUGCAUGACUUCUUCCACUCCUUCCUGAUCGUCUUCCGCGUGUUGUGUGGGGAAUGGAUUGAGACUAUGUGGGACUGUAUGGAGGUGUCUGGACAACCCAUGUGCCUCACCGUCUUCUUGAUGGUCAUGGUCAUUGGAAACCUGGUGGUGCUGAACCUGUUUCUGGCCUUGUUGCUGAGCUCGUUCAGUGCAGACAAUCUUGCUGCCACAGAUGAUGAUGGUGAGCCCAACAACCUCCAGCUUGCGAUGGUCCGCAUUAAGACAGGAGUUGCCUGGUUUAAGGUUACAAUGGCAAGAGUGCUCAAGAAGCCUGACGAGGAUGAAGAGAAGCCUUUGGAUGACAUGUACGAGAAGAAGCUUAACUGCAUUGCAAAUCACACAGACAUCAACCGUGAGCUGGACUAUGCUAAAAAUGGCAAUGGCACCACCAGUGGCAUUGGGAGCAGUGUGGGAAAGUACAUGAUUGAUGAGGACUACAUGUCCUUCAUUCACAACCCCAACCUGACUGUCUGUGUUCCUAUCGCUGUUGGUGAGUCGGACUUUGAAAACCUUAACACGGAAGACUUCAGCAGUGAAUCGGAUGUGGAGAACAGUAAAUAUCUUGAUGACACCAGUUCGUCUGAGGGCAGCACAAUAGACAUCAAGCCUGAUGUGGCGGAGGUUGCAGUGGUGGAGGUAGUGGAGGAGUAUGUCGACCCAGCAGCCUGGUGGACAGAUGAGUGUGUGGCCAAAUACCCAUGCUGUGAUGUUCCCAUCACUCACGGCUGGGGGAAAUACUGGUGGUUCUUGAGGAAGACCUGCUACCUGAUUGUGGAGCACAACUGGUUUGAAACCGUCAUCAUCUUCAUGAUCCUGCUCAGCAGUGGAGCCCUGGCUUUUGAAGAUGUUUACAUUGAACAGAGGAAGACAAUCAAGAUCAUUCUGGAGUAUGCUGAUCGGGUUUUCACCUAUAUCUUCAUCCUGGAGAUGUUGCUGAAAUGGGUGGCCUACGGCUUUGUCAAGUACUUCACUAAUGCCUGGUGUUGGUUAGACUUCUUCAUUGUGGAUGUGUCUAUAGUCAGCCUUGUAGCUAAUGCGUUGGGCUACUCCGAUCUAGGCCCGAUUAAAUCACUCAGGACACUGAGGGCCUUGAGACCCCUCAGGGCCCUGUCACGUUUUGAAGGGAUGAGGGUUGUGGUGAACGCCUUGGUGGGUGCGAUUCCAUCCAUCAUGAAUGUGCUGCUCGUGUGUCUCAUCUUCUGGCUCAUCUUCAGCAUCAUGGGUGUCAAUAUGUUUGCUGGAAAGUAUUACUACUGUUUCAAUGAGACAUCUGAGCUGUACUUCCUCCCUCAUAUCGUCAACAACAAAACAGAGUGUUUAGCACUCAUGUAUGCAAACGUUACUGGAGUAAGAUGGAAAAACGUCAAGAUCAAUUUUGACAAUGUAGGUGCCGGAUACCUGGCACUGCUGCAAGUGGCAACAUUUAAAGGCUGGAUGGACAUUAUGUAUGCAGCAGUAGAUUCUAGAAAGGUGGAGGACCAGCCUAUCUACGAGGACAACUUGUACAUGUACAUCUACUUUGUCAUCUUCAUCAUCUUCGGCUCGUUCUUCACCUUAAACCUCUUCAUUGGUGUCAUCAUUGACAACUUCAACCAGCAAAAGAAAAAGUUUGGAGGUCAGGACAUCUUCAUGACAGAAGAGCAGAAGAAAUACUACAAUGCCAUGAAGAAGCUGGGGUCAAAGAAGCCUCAAAAACCAAUACCCAGGCCUCAGAACAAAUUCCAGGGCUUUGUGUUUGACUUUGUGACGCAGCAGGUGUUCGACAUCUCCAUCAUGAUCCUCAUCUGCCUCAACAUGGUCACCAUGAUGGUGGAGACAGAUGAUCAGAAUGAUGACACGGAGCUUGUGCUAUACUGGGUCAACUUCAUCUUCGUUGUGGUCUUCACGGUCGAGUUUGUAUUGAAGCUCUUUGCACUGCGUCACUACUACUUCACCAACGGCUGGAACAUCUUUGAUGUGGUUGUGGUCAUCCUUUCUGUUGUGGGAAUGUUUCUGGCUGACAUUAUUGAGAAGUACUUUGUGUCACCAACACUCUUCAGGGUGAUUCGACUUGCUCGUAUUGGCAGAAUCCUGCGUCUCAUCAAAGGAGCUAAAGGAAUAAGAACUCUACUGUUUGCCCUGAUGAUGUCACUUCCUGCCUUGUUCAACAUUGGCCUACUACUUUUCCUUGUUAUGUUCAUUUUCUCCAUCUUUGGCAUGUCCAACUUUGGCUAUGUGAGACACGAGUCUGGAAUUGAUGACAUGUACAACUUUGAGACCUUCGGCAACAGUAUGAUCAUCCUGUUUAUGAUAACCACGUCAGCUGGCUGGGACGGCCUGCUACUGCCCAUUCUUAACUACCCUCCAGAUUGCGACCCCUUACUUGAGAAUUCUGGCACACCCAACACAGGAAACUGUGGAAACCCUUCUGUGGGAAUCUUCUUCUUUGUUAUGUACAUCAUCAUUUCCUUCCUUAUUGUGGUCAACAUGUACAUCGCCAUCAUCCUGGAGAACUUCAGUGUGGCCACAGAGGAGAGUGCCGACCCGCUCAGUGAGGACGACUUUGAGACCUUUUAUGAGAUUUGGGAGAAGUUUGACCCUGAUGCGUCCCAGUUCAUCACAUAUUCUAAGCUUUCUCACUUUGCUGAUGCACUUGAACACCCGCUCCGAAUCCCUAAGCCCAACACCAUUGAACUGAUCGCCAUGGACAUGCCUAUGGUGAGUGGCGACCGCAUCCACUGCCUGGACAUCCUGUUUGCCUUUACCAAGCGUGUACUGGGUGACACUGGAGAGUUGGACAUGUUGAGGCAACAAAUGGAGGAGCGUUUUAUUGCCGCCAAUCCUUCCAAGGUCUCUUAUGAGCCAAUCACCACCACUCUGAGGCGCAAGCAGGAGGAUAUGUCAGCCAGAAUCAUUCAACGGGCCUACCGUUCUUACCUGGCAAGGCGGGGUUUUAUCUGCAAGCGCAAACCAGUCAAUAACAAAGUGGAGAAUGGCGGGAACAAUCAGGAACAAGAAAAGAAGGAGGGCACUCCCUCAACUGCCUCCCUGCCCUCUUAUGACAGUGUCACCAAACCUGACAAGGAGAAAGAGGAUGACAACAAUGAGGGCAAGGAAGGGAGGAAAGAGAAAGGAAGAAACCAAAAAGACAUCAAGGAAUCUAAAUGUUAAAGAGUUGGAUAAUAAUCACAGUAAUAACAACACAAUUAUUAUAAUGUAACUUCAAGCAAAGCGAGAGGAAACUCACCCACACAGAUGUACAGAUUAUUUCAUUUGCAAGUCAGAAAAAAAUAAUACUCAAUAAUUUUGUUUACAGACUUCAUUCUUAUAUUGAUGCAGAGGGAAGCAGCUUGGUAUGUUACAGCUUGAAGAUUCUUGAACUUCAAUCAAACUAAACAUAAUCAGCAUACUGUGUGACACUGUUGUAUCUAGACUACUGAUCUUAACAAAAGGGAAUGAAAAACAGACACGGAAAUGUCUUUGUCUGCUGAAAGGCAGAUCGCUCACUUUACCACUGGUCUACCGAGGAGACAAGUAACUCUACAUCAAGAGGGACAGUGAAAAAACACUAAAGGAAUUCAGCGCCUGGACGCGAGUAAUGGAUUCCUAUGGAAGACAGUGUUGUGAAAGAAAAACAAGGAUGCUGCUUGAUACUGAAGAAGUGUCCGCUUAAAGCAGCCAAUGAGUGCUUCUGUGUCAUUUAGUACUGAAAUGUAUAGAGGAGCAAAAUGACACACUCACUCUAUAAGAGCAAACAGAAGGAUGACUGGUGAGUGAAAGACACAAAUUACAGAGAGCGUUGGAAGUACUUUUCCAUUUUAUUAAAGCUAGAUAUUGUUCAUUUGAGCAGCAAAAAUGCAAACAGACAAAAAAGAACAAUAUUUAAUAUUUUGCCCAUGUCACUUAACUCUUCUACUCAUUUUAUCUUUGUUAUACCCACAUCAAAACGCUUUUUUUACAUGGGCUUUCACACCAAUUGGGUAAGGGUCUGUUUAUUAUGGGGUCAACUCGGGCCAAGGGCUUACAUUUACUGAGAAAGAUUUCCAAACAAAUACAUAAAUAAUUGUGCUUGUUCAAUGCAUAGAAAUGACUUGCAUGAUGGCAUGUUUUGAUCAGAAAUCUUGCAUGAAUUAUCAUAGUCCACAAGACACUAAUACUCAGACCACAACAGUGGCUCGACUGUAGGAUUGAGACAUUGUACAAAUUUGAAAGCUCAGAGUUCAGAGUAAUUUGUUUAACAAAGAUAAGUGAUAUAAGGGUUGAUAAUUUAAAAUGGAUCAGAAUUUUUGUCUCAUUAUUCAACACAUUUCAAAUGUUUAAAUUGUAGCCUCUAUAGACAGAAGAAUGGAAUAUGCUGAUGAAUAAUGCCACCACAGUGGGGGAAAUCCAAACAAUUUAUUUGCUGCUCUGGAGAUUUUGAGUGUGUAAGAUGUGGAAACGGAUGUCUGUGGGAUUCAUGGGACUGAAAUGUUUGUUAAUUUGGACAAAUGUUUUCAAGAGUGCAACACUUUGAAACUAAAAUGCUUAUAUUUAUAAUUUGUAUGCACCUAUGUAAUGUUUCAUACCAUCUGCCUUUAGUUUUGUGUGAGCGGGCAUUUUGGAAGUUCUACUGUCGGUCAUAAGUGGUUUGUGGGGAUUUCACAGGUAUGGCAAACUCCUUUCUAUUUAUGAUGUUUCUCUAUCGGUGGUUAGACCCUUCUGGAAGAGCUGAGAAGAGUUCUGAUUCUUAUAUAAUUUCAUGUCAUGUAGCUUAUUUACGUGUGUAUGUGUUGUUGUUUUUUUGUGUUCCCAGAUGUAAUUUCAGUGUUUUGUGGGUAAUUACUCUUACUUUACACACUUUUAUAAGCCACAUCCAAGAUGAUGUCGAGGGAGACGGUCUUGAGCUGGAACAUAUUUGUCGCGUCAGUAGUAUCCUAUUUUAAUGAGAAACAGAAAAUGAUGAAUGGGUGAUGAGAACAUUGUGUGUGGAGAAGCCAAAGAGAUCUGCCUUGUUAUCCCCUGUGGCCCUUUGUCCAUGGCGUCGGAUUGGGUGAAGUAUGCCCUGCCCAUUCAGUUUUUUCACUGUCAUUAUUAGACAGAGAGACCCUAGAAAUGUAUGCAAUGCUUGAAAAAUUCAUCCCUUUUUCUCAGGAGAUAUUAUAGAUGUACUAUUAUGAGCUCUGCAACAAAAUGCAAGUGAAUGUGAUGGGAGUAUUUAUGAGAUCAUGUUUUACUCUUUUGUGUUUUACGCCAUGUUGAUGGACAAUGAUCUCGGCUGGCUGCCUUAACUCGGCAGCCACGCGAUCAGGGGCAAAGUUUGGCGCUUCCUGCUUAUGACGCUUAGAAUUAUAGGGCUAGAAGGAACAUUUCCCUCGCUUGUAAGGGCAGCGUUUAUAUUGUUAGCAGAUUACAUUUGUGGAUGAGUCAUUAUGGACUAGUCUCAAUAAAUUUCGAUUAAAAAAAUUAUAAUGUACACCCCCGAUAGCAAUCCCAGAUAUAGGAAACACUGAGGAGAUGUCAUGAGAGUGAAUUGGGAUAUCUUAGUUUGAGCAGCACACUUAAAUAUUUCCAAAACAGAAGUGGCAUGCUCAGAGGAUAGGCCCUAGAUUUCAGUAUUGGACAACAAGUGCUCUGAGCUUCUCAUUUGCCAUUUUGUCGUCAUAUUGCUCUAAUGCAUAACAAAUACCAAAUAACCAACAGAGCACUGGAUGCAUUCUAAUGGUACUGUGAGCCUAAGCACCACACCACAGUUUUUGCACCUCCUUUUGUGCAGUGAUGUCACUUGUUUAUGAAUAACUCCCUCAUCCAUUCUCAAGUUCUAUGGUCCAGUUGCUGCAUGAGAUCUCCAAAAUCAGUGUGGGUGUUACCGUAAACCAAAUAAAACUGAAUGAUAAGCAUAAAAGCUACUGCCGUCCAUUUUCUCUUGGAUCAUCAUGGAUAUACAGAUGCGUAUUUCAGAAAGAAACCUCAAAAAUAGUCACCCAUUCAUACAUUCGGGGGGAAAAAUAAAAUGACAGUUUAGGCUAUGUUCUUUACGGCACAAACUGCAAAAGCGAAGAAUGGACUUUCGAAGAAACUAUAAAUAAUGUAUUAUAUUAUUUUAUUUUAACGGCAUGUGUAGUUUUAUGUAAAUACAGGAUUACUUAAAAAACUACAGCUAUUAAUCUAACACUAAAUAUAAAUAACCGUGAAUAGAAUGGCUUCCAGCUGACACCCCUUGUCACACGUGUUAGGCUGUGACACAUUUGUUAAAUGGAGUAGAUUUUUUUAAUUCACUUUUCACAAAAAAGAGGGGAGUAAGCUUAAAGAAUAUAUAUUAAAAAACAGAACUGUAUUUACAACUGUAUAAAUCAAUACAUACAGAGUUAUAUUACAUAUAUAUAUAAAUAUAUAUAUAGUAUAUAUAUAUAGAAUAUAUAUAUAUAUAUAUUUAUAUAUACACAUAUGCAUAUAUACUCUCCUGUCCACUCCUUGCAUUGAGGUGAUACCAGAACCAGAGAGUGUAACUGAUCAUGCUUCUUUCUUUUGUGUGGUAUGUUCAGAGAAUAACCAAAACUCUGGCCUGCCCAGGACUUCUACAUACUGCGUACCAGUGUACAAUGCAUGGUGUUGUACUGACUGCUUGCUGAGAAUUGUGGAGCCUGCCUUGAUGAGAGGAUUGCACUACCAGCAUACCCUUUUGUACACGUGUGAAGAUGUCUUGCCCCUAGUUUCCUGUAUUGUACAUACAAAAGAUAAUGCAGACACGGACGGACUCACACACACUUUUACACGCACGCACGCACAUACACACACACACACACACACACACAUAGCCUUUAACAGGCGACCACUGGUUAACCAGUGUGCCCCAGUAUGAGCCACAGCUAAUUUUGUGGAA